GCGCCGCCCGCCGCUCCCGGCGGAGGCGGCUCGCUGCGGCUGCGUGCUGAGCUUCCUCCCGCGCGCGCGUAGUCUUGCGUCCGCCUGCCCAUGGCGUCGGCCUCAGCCCAGCCCGCGGCCCUGAGCGCAGAGCAGGCCAAGGUGGUCCUGGCGGAGGUGAUCCAGGCGUUCUCGGCCCCGGAGAACGCCGUGCGCAUGGACGAGGCCCGAGACAACGCGUGCAACGACAUGGGCAAGAUGCUGCAGUUCGUGCUGCCCGUGGCCACCCAGAUCCAGCAGGAGGUCAUCAAAGCCUACGGCUUCAGCUGCGACGGGGAAGGUGUCCUGAAGUUUGCCCGCCUGGUCAAGUCCUAUGAAGCCCAGGAUCCUGAGAUUGCCAGCCUGUCAGGCAAGCUGAAAGCUCUGUUCCUUCCGCCCAUGACGCUGCCACCGCACGGACCUGCUUCUGGCGGUAGUGUGGUUGCCUCCUGAGCGCAGCGUUUGCCCACGUGCUACCUGCUGUGGAGGAAAAGGAGGCCUGGGUGCUGCCAAGGGAAUAAAACGUGCCUGUGACUCA
Jaculus jaculus (lesser Egyptian jerboa) is the source of this 556-nucleotide messenger RNA. It is a transcript of the gene C23H12orf57, whose product is annotated as chromosome 23 C12orf57 homolog. The transcript has 3 exons. Gene Ontology annotation, biological process: post-embryonic development. NCBI's taxonomy places the organism in Eukaryota, Metazoa, Chordata, Mammalia, Rodentia, Dipodidae. The record is from RefSeq and is a predicted model, not a curated record. Bases 91 to 471 code for a protein of 126 amino acids.